Molecule: messenger RNA, 1551 nt
Organism: Penicillium lagena
Lineage: Eukaryota; Fungi; Ascomycota; Eurotiomycetes; Eurotiales; Aspergillaceae
Product: WD40 repeat domain-containing protein
Exons: 1
Coding region: 1-1551 (516 amino acids)
Molecular function (GO): protein binding
Source: RefSeq, a predicted model, not a curated record
AUGUCCUCUUCCAACCCUCACGAUGAGGAGGCUGCCUUCGUCGACGCCGACGAGGCCGAGGAGAUCUUUCAGCGCGACGAAGAUCAGCCCAUGGACUCCGACCCGGACGACGACGAGGACCAACCCAUGACCUACGAGGAGCAGACUUUCCAAAACGACUCCGCUGCACAUUUCGACUCGCACAAUGACUCUGUUUUCUGCGUGGCUCAGCAUCCGAUCCACCACAACAUCGUCAUCACUGGUGCUGGCGAUGACACAGCCUACAUCUUCGACUCGACCCCGAGCCCUCGCCCGGUCCUUCCGCAGAGCUACGAGUCGAACCCACAACCGCGAGAGCGAGAGUCACUGAAUCCAUUGGCUAAGCUGGAUGGUCACGCCGACACGGUCAAUGCAGUUGCUUUCACCGAGCCAGCUGGAGAAUAUGUCGUGACAGCGGGGUUGGACGGCAAGUUGCGGGCAUGGCGGGAUACCACACCGCAGACGACCGGACUCGCGUGGGACUUGGUCGCUGAGUCACAGGAGGUGGAGGAGAUCAACUGGGUGGCUGUGUGUCCCUAUACUCAGGGCGCUGAGGAGAAACGCAAUGUGGUUGCUAUUGGUGCCAAUGAUGGCAGCGCGUGGGUAUUCCGCAUUGAUCAUACGGAUGCUACGCAGCCCAUUGUCAUCAUUCAAAGUUUCUUCCAGCACACUGCAUCAUGUACCGCUGGCGCAUGGACGCCCGACGGAAACUUGCUUGCGACGGUCUCCGAGGAUGGCAGCUUUUAUGUCUAUGAUGUUUUUGGCGCGGCUGCUGCUGCAGGUAUCUCUGGAUCCCAGGGUACGAACGCUAUUAUUGGAUUGACUGCAGAGGAUCAGCGAUUUGCCGUGGAUGGCGGAUUGUACUCUGUCGCCGUUUCACCAGGCGGCGGCAUUGCGGCCGUGGGUGGUGCCGAUGGACACAUCAAGGUCGUCGGUCUACCGCGUCUGGCUGCUGCUGCGGCACCGGUACAAAAGGCCAAGGGCAAAGCUGCCCCGACUUCGCAGGCUACUACGAGUGCCUCUGCGUCGGGCACGAUCCUGGCUGCGCUCCAGGCCCAGACCGAUGGCAUUGAGACUCUUUCCUUCUCCCAGCCACCAUUGACUCUUCUCGCUGCCGGGUCAGUGGACGGUUCCAUUGCUCUAUACGAUGCCGCUCACCGGUUUGCCGUCCGCCGGCAUAUCAAGGAGGCGCACGAAGGCAGUGCCGUCGUCCAGGUAGAAUUCCUGCAGAGCCGUGCUCCCACCGCUGCUCCGCGUUCAGGUCCUCUUGCCUCUGCCAAUGCAGCCCAACCAGGGCGGUCGUAUUUGCUCACAUCGGUUGGACUGGAUGGCGUUGUCCGACGUUGGGAUGCUCGCGGUGGAACUACUGCCGCUGCGCAGGGAUUGUUGCAGGAGUGGAAGGGGCAUCUACCUGCUACGGAAAAUGAGGAUGGCGAACAGGCUGGCGGCAUUAUGGGAUUUGUGCAGGGCCUUGAUGGAAAGCGCAUUGUCACUGCCGGUGAUGAUGGCGUCGCCUUGGUUUUUGAGGAGUAA